AUGCAGCUUGGACGUUACCAGCAAAUUUUCCCAUCCUGCUGGUGCAUUUUGGUUUCUGCAGACAAGAACAACUACAUGGGGAAUGGUUCAUUUGAACAACCAGAGAGCAGCUCUAUCGAAGCAAUGCAAGUUACGGGAUUGCAAGAUCAGGAGGCGGUCCGAGAGUGCAAUUUGCUUCGCAGUCUGCUUUUACGUGAUAGCACAGAUGUGCAUUCUCCAUCGUUUGCUUUAUCAAGUUGCCCUUGUAGCAGCAAAGAAGAAAUGGUGAAAUUCAGCAACGUCCUUAUCUGCAUAUCCAUUGCAUUUAUGGUCUGCAUCUCCUCGAGGGAAGCUGUUGCAGAUAAAGGAACUGCCACCUUCUACACUCCUCCAUACGUUCCUUCUUCUUGUUAUGGGUACGACAAUGAAGGAGUGAUGAUUGCGGCUGCCAGUGAUGCAAUUUGGGAUAACCGAGCAGCUUGCGGCAGAAAAUACGAAGUUAGAUGCAUAGGCGCAACCAACCAAGGUGACCCUCAUCCCUGCAGAGGCAAUGAACAUGUGGUGGUGAAAAUAGUUGACUAUUGCCCUUCACCUGCUUGUCAAGGCACCAUUGAUUUAUCCCAAGAAGCUUUCGCAGCCAUAGCCAAUCCGGAUGCCGGAAAAAUUCAAAUAUCCUUUCAACAGAUAUGA
Messenger RNA from Durio zibethinus, 669 nucleotides. Lineage: Eukaryota; Viridiplantae; Streptophyta; Magnoliopsida; Malvales; Malvaceae. The record is from RefSeq and is a predicted model, not a curated record.